AUGUCCCGCGAAGCCUACCAAGUCCCCUCCCUAGGCGGACAGAACACCUUCGGCGCCGACGGUCUCUCUGGCGCUGCAGCUGACGGUCCUAUCGUUGCGUAUAUUUGUGGCGAGUGCAACGCACGAGUUUCUCUGAAGAGAGGCGAUCAGAUUCGAUGCAAGGAAUGUGGACAUCGGGUUCUGUAUAAGGAGAGGACUAAGAGAAUGGUUCAAUUCGAGGCUCGAUGA
This is a messenger RNA of Monascus purpureus, 228 nucleotides long. NCBI's taxonomy places the organism in Eukaryota, Fungi, Ascomycota, Eurotiomycetes, Eurotiales, Aspergillaceae. The record is from the annotation of a GenBank genome assembly.